Mucor velutinosus is the source of this 1128-nucleotide messenger RNA. RefSeq lists its product as uncharacterized. Gene Ontology annotation, biological process: poly(A)+ mRNA export from nucleus. The coding region runs from base 1 to 1128 and encodes 375 amino acids. The transcript is spliced from 5 exons. Gene Ontology annotation, cellular component: nucleus. Gene Ontology annotation, molecular function: RNA binding. NCBI's taxonomy places the organism in Eukaryota, Fungi, Mucoromycota, Mucoromycetes, Mucorales, Mucoraceae. The record is from RefSeq and is a predicted model, not a curated record.
AUGUCAGAGAAUAAGGGACUGUUUGCCAUGUUUGGUGCUGCUGCACCUGCUCCAGCAUCUGCUCCCAUCAAAAAGGCUGAGGAUAUCAAGACAAAAGAAGAAUUAGCCCGAGAAGCAGCUUAUGUUUUGAAACACAAAAAGCAAAUCAACGGCGCAGUAUCAGCAACUGCAGCAGCCAAUGGAUCCAGUGGAGGACAAAUGCUCAUCACUGUCAAUGACCCUUUAAUUGCUCGCAUUUUGGUCCGUUUGGAUGGCUACAUUUUCGGUGCUCAACAACUUCGCAUUCGAUUCUUUGAUCCAGUCUUAGCAGCAGCAGUGGCAACAUCAGCAUCUCCAGCAGCAUCAGAGGGCAACAAAAAACUAUCGACAAUAGACAUUAUGCGAAACUUUCUCAAGAGCCGUUGGAACGGAGAGAUCAAGUUCCUGAAUUUGGACGACAUGAUUCAACUAUCUGAGCAAGAGAUUGCCACUGUUCAUAAGACUGGCCGUGUGUUGCCUCUGGACAACAAGCCCAACCUGUUCGAUAACGAAGUCAGCCAGUCUGCUGCUAUUGAUUUCAUCUCCAAAUAUUAUCAGCAAUUCGAUACCAACAGAGCCGUAUUAGCAGCUCUCUACGACAGCAAUGCUAUUUUCUCGGUUACGUCCAAUGUGAAAUUGAGAGCGCAACAAAAGCUGAGACGAAGGGAUAAGAAGAAGAUGAUGGACGACGAAGAAAAGUUGACUUGGGCAACGCUCAGCCGAAAUUUGAUGGGGAAGUCAAAGCGCCAAGAAGGAAAGGGGCUUAUGGUUGGGCCUGAGGUGAUUGGAACCACAUUAUGCAGAUUACCUACUACCAUUCAUGAUUUGCAAAAGGUGGAAGACUUUGUUGUCGAUGCUCAUCAAUCACCUGUUGGGCUUUUGAUCAGUUUACAUGGCGAAUUCAAAGAGGAGGAGUCUACACCACCACUUUCAUAUGAUCGUACCUUUUUACUUCGUCCUGCCACACCAGAUUCACCUGCUAUGGCGUCUGGAUGGCCAUAUAUCAUCAUGAACGAUAUGCUGUGUGUCAGAGAUUAUAUUGGCAACCAAGGCUUCAAACCUCAAGCUGCUGUGCCUACAAGUAUAUUUGCUUCAUACCCAGGUGUAUAA